UUCAGGGUAGUUAACCGGCUUCAACAAAAUGAGGGGGGCGAAAAAUACAACUAUUAUGCUAUUAUCGCCCAAGUAUUCUUGUUGGCGGAUUCUCCAAUCUUAAAAAUUAAACCAUCUAACGAAACCCAUUCUUUGUCAAGUCCUUCUCUUGCACUGAUAACCCAAAGUUGAACAAGUUUUUAAAUCAUCCAAGCUUUACCCAGAGAGGAGAAGGAAAGUGGCAGAGAAAGAAAGAAACAUGGCAGGCGUUGCUGGUGCUGCUUGCUCUUCUAAUGUACUGUUUAGAAGCAGAGAAGUGGGGAACCAUGGAGCUUCCAUGGCUCCAUAUAAUGGGCUUAGACCAGUUGUAAACAUGCAAAUGGCUCCAACAGGGAGUAAGCCGAGUGGGUCCGUUUCUACUCCAGCUUCAAAAUUAAGAACGGUUAGAGCCAUGGUAUCUCAAACUGUUUCAGCCCCAAAGCGUGAAAAAGAUCCCAAAAAACGAGUUGUAAUUACAGGAAUGGGACUAGUCUCAGUUUUUGGUAGUGACAUUGAUACGUUCUAUAACAAACUCCUUGAGGGAGAGAGUGGGAUCAGCCUGAUUGACAGGUUUGAUGCUUCAAGUUUCUCUGUUCGAUUCGCUGGUCAGAUUCGUGAUUUUUCUUCCAAAGGAUACAUUGACGGGAAAAAUGAUCGUCGUCUUGAUGAUUGCUGGCGGUACUGUCUUGUUGCUGGCAAGAGGGCCCUCGUAGAUGCCAACCUUGGCUCUGAACUGCUUGAAAAUAUGGACAGAACAAGAAUUGGAGUUCUGGUGGGAACCGGCAUGGGAGGCUUAACUGCUUUUAGCAAUGGAGUUGAGUCUCUUGUCCAAAAGGGAUAUAAGAAGAUAUCUCCAUUCUUCAUUCCUUAUUCCAUCACCAACAUGGGUUCAGCAUUGUUAGCUAUAGACACAGGGUUGAUGGGCCCUAAUUACUCCAUCUCAACUGCUUGUGCUACCGCGAAUUAUUGUUUCUACGCGGCUGCUAAUCAUAUUAGAAGAGGCGAGGCAGAUAUCAUGGUAGCUGGGGGAACUGAGGCUGCAGUCAUGCCUACUGGUGUUGGUGGUUUUAUAGCUUGCAGAGCACUAUCUCAAAGAAAUGAAGACCCUAAGAAAGCUUCAAGACCUUGGGACAAGGAUCGUGAUGGUUUUGUCAUGGGAGAAGGCUCUGGUGUGCUGAUAAUGGAGAGCUUGGAGCAUGCAAUGAAAAGAGGAGCUAAUAUAAUAGCAGAGUAUUUAGGAGGUGCUGCAACUUGUGAUGCUCAUCACAUGACCAAUCCCCGUUCAGAUGGUCUCGGAGUUUCAACUUGCAUAGCUAAAAGUUUGGAAGAUGCCGGAGUUUCCCCUGAGGAGGUGAACUAUGUUAAUGCUCAUGCGACAUCAACACUAGCAGGGGAUUUGGCUGAGGUUAAUGCAAUCAAGAAAGUCUUCAAGGACACUUCCGAGAUCAAGAUGAAUGGGACUAAGUCAAUGAUUGGACAUGGGCUUGGUGCUGCUGGUGGAUUAGAAGCCAUCGCAACCAUAAAAGCAAUCAACACUGGAUGGCUUCACCCAACAAUCAAUCAAGAUAAUAUUGAGCUUGAUGUUACAAUUGACACUGUUCCAAAUGUGAAGAAGCAACAUGAAGUUAACGUUGCUAUCUCAAAUUCAUUUGGCUUUGGAGGGCACAAUUCUGUGGUUGUUUUCGCUCCCUUCACACCCUAAUUGAAUAAAACUCAAGCCAAGCAGUCUUGCUCCUCCAUCCUUGUGAAAUUUAUUAAUUUUGGGUGUCAAAAUUGUCUCAAGCAUGGCUGAUAUCGCACAGAUAUCGGAAAGUCUCUGAUUUUUUCAAUGAUGAGGACUGAAGAUAAUGUAGCCUUUUUUAUCAUUUCAUUUGCUCUCAUAACUAUGUAUCUUGAGAUCAGAUUCUGCGUUUUGCAAGUCAAUAAUAAAACAUUCUUGUUGUCUUCGA
Molecule: messenger RNA, 1967 nt
Organism: Populus trichocarpa (black cottonwood)
Lineage: Eukaryota; Viridiplantae; Streptophyta; Magnoliopsida; Malpighiales; Salicaceae
Product: 3-oxoacyl-[acyl-carrier-protein] synthase I, chloroplastic
Exons: 8
Coding region: 239-1720 (493 amino acids)
Biological process (GO): fatty acid biosynthetic process
Molecular function (GO): 3-oxoacyl-[acyl-carrier-protein] synthase activity
Source: RefSeq, a predicted model, not a curated record